AUGGUCAUGUCCUUCCUGCUGGUUGCCACUCUUCUCUGCAGUCAUGCCUUCUCCCAUGAGCCUGCAGUGGAGCUUUACCAAGCAGAGAAAUCGUCCUGCAGCUGGGAAUGCAUGAGGUUCACUCUGAUGUGGCCAGGAGCUUUCUGUGUUGGCCUGAGGAAGCCAUCUGGAUGCAAUAUACCAUUGUAUAUUCAGGGCUGGACCAUUCAUGGGCUGUGGCCUAUGCAUACCGGCCACUGCUGUCAGUGCUGGCCUAUAUUCCCAUCAGACCUUGAGGAACUGGAACCGGAACUGUUUCAUCUGUGGCCAACCCUACUCAAAACAACAUCCAAUUUCACUUUCUGGAGGAACGAGUGGAUCAAGCACGGCUCCUGUGCGGCCUGCGUGGAGGGCAUGAACUCCCCCACCCGAUACUUCAAGCUGUCGCUGUCCCUGCGAGGCCGCUUUGACAUUGACCAGGCUUUGAUGGACGCAGGUAUUAAGCCUUCCUGUAACCAUACAUACCAGUUUGCCAACCUCUACUCAGCCCUGGCUCCAACAAUGGGGGAUAAAAUUGAGAUCCAGUGCUUGACAGAUGACCAGGAGCGAGAGGUGUUCACCCAGGUGAAGAUACCGCUGUUCAAAAACUUAACCCUGGGGUGUGUUGACCAUGGCGAGGGGCAGGCAGCAGACACCCAAGCACUGUGGCACACCUCACCUGGGCACCCCUGCCGCCGGAACAACCCGGUCUUCUACUUUCCCAUCAACCGCGAGAACCCACACCAGCCCUGUGACUGACGGCCUACCUCCCUUCACAGUGUUGGCCCAAUACCAACGACACUGCGCCACCACCAAUACAGAAUA
This is a messenger RNA of Megalops cyprinoides (Indo-Pacific tarpon), 843 nucleotides long. RefSeq names its product ribonuclease T2, like (gene rnaset2l). NCBI's taxonomy places the organism in Eukaryota, Metazoa, Chordata, Actinopteri, Elopiformes, Megalopidae. The transcript is spliced from 9 exons. Gene Ontology annotation, cellular component: extracellular region. The record is from RefSeq and is a predicted model, not a curated record. Gene Ontology annotation, molecular function: RNA binding; ribonuclease T2 activity. Bases 1 to 777 code for a protein of 258 amino acids. Gene Ontology annotation, biological process: RNA catabolic process.